This is a messenger RNA of Schistosoma turkestanicum, 852 nucleotides long. The record is from the annotation of a GenBank genome assembly. NCBI's taxonomy places the organism in Eukaryota, Metazoa, Platyhelminthes, Trematoda, Strigeidida, Schistosomatidae.
UUCUUAUGUCAAUGAUUGUGCAGUUGAAUUGAACAACAAUAAGUAAGCAGUUAUAAACGAAGAAAAGCAUUCCACCGCUUUCAUUUCACGCACUUGAUUGAAUAAAAGAAUUUUUAUUUCCAAACAAUAUUUACAACAAAAAUUAUCAACAAAUCUUCUUCCAACACAAUGUCCACUGAUUCUAAUCACACUACAUUGGAUAAAUUUACUUUCACUAAAAAACAACUCAAUGUUUAUCGACAUUUGAAUUCUGAUAAUAUCAAGUCUAUAUUUCAUCAAUCCAGUUCGAAUAGAUCAUUGAUGAAUCAUAUUCACAAUAAUAAUAAUAAUAACAAUUAUAAUAAUAAUAAUAAUAAUCAUUAUCAUCAUCAUAUUCAUAAUGGUAAUCACAAUAAUCACAAUAAUUAUGCUAUUCAAUGUUCAACAUCGGAUUGUAAACAAUUAAUGAAAAUGAAUGAUGCCAAUAAUAAUCAUCAUUUAACCAGUAGUAGUAGUAAUCCAUUGAAUGAAAUAACAACAACAAAACAUGGCGGUUAUGGCGGCGGAAGCAGCAAUAAUUCAAAACAUCUACUCAAUGUUGUCUAUCCUUGUCAAAUGAUUAAUCCAAUCAAAUCCAUACAAUCAUAUUGUCCAAUCAAUGGCUAUCAUCAUCCAUCGGAUGCAAAAGUUUUAUUAUUAGUGAAUCCCGCUACUGCUGCUAGUGCUGCUACUACUACUACAUGUGAUUAUCAUAAUGAUCGAUUGCUGAACAAUUAUGAAUAUAUGCCAUUUUCAUGUCAACAUUAUAUUCAACCGCCAACAAUGACCAAUCCAUUAAUGUUAUCAUGCAGUAAUUGUUUAAGUCAUGAUUAA